AUGGCGUCGAACGCGGUAAACAAACAUAAUCACGGGACGCCCUUGGAGGACCUGGCUGGGUCACGGUCUGCGGGCUGCCUCAAGGUCUUUAUACAGAGGGACUACUCGGAGGGGACAUCUGUCAAAUUCCAGACCAAGUUCCCGCCUGAGCUGGAGGGAAAGAUUGAGAAAUCCGUCUUUGAGAACACAAUAAAUGACAUAAAUGGGAUGUUUGUGGAAGCAGAGAAGAUGUCAUGUGGUCGGUACUGUGAAGGCUGUCUAGGGUGCUUAACAGCAUAUCUUGUGUUCUUCUGCAUGGAAACACAUUAUGAACAGAUGAUGAAGAAGGUAACAAAAUAUGUGGCAGAACAGAAUGAAAGGGCCUGGUCACCUCGUGGCUUACUCCUCACCAACCCCAUUGAACGUGGACUGAGAGUUAUUGAAAUUAGCAUAUUAACAGAGCCGGCCACGACGAGAGCUCAAUGAAACGUCCAACAUAGCAAAGGUGUAAGUGCUGUACAGGACCGAUAAUUUCUCCCAUUCACAUUUUCAUUGUCAUCCUCUUCAUCCGCAGACAUUCAUAGUUCUCAUGUUCAUCCACAACAUUUUUGUCAUUAUAUGGGAUAGUCUAUUAUAGAAUUAAGGCAAAUAUAUAAGUGUCAUUUUUGAAAGAAUGAGAGAGCGAGAUUCAACCCCCAAAUGUGAGGUGUAUAAGUUGGUUCUGUUCCCUUCUUGCAAGUUAAAAAGAAAAAAUGAAUAAAAAAAUGUAAUGAAGAAUGAUUUUCUCCUCUUUUAUCAUUGUAGUUUGUAAUUUAUUGUAUCUUGAGUUAGACAGCUUUGUACGUAUGUGAGAAUAUACUGUUCAGAAAAGAAAUUGCUGUAAGGAUAUAUAUAUUUUUUUCUCUUUGAUUAAUUACAUAUGAUAUUUUGAAAUAGACCAAGCCAAGGAGAUACGGGAGGUAUAGGGUGGAGUGGUGUGAUUUUGUUGAGUGUACGUUUUUCCUUGUGUUAUCAGGGAGGUAACAUCAUGAAGGGUUAGUAUCAUUGGUGAUUAUCCUGGUAUUUCUGUUUCUUUGUACAUCUGAUUGGACAGUGUUUAUAUUAUUAUUAUUUUUUUUUCAAACUUCGGUCCAUAGACAUAAUGCAUUUAUAUACAUAUUGUUGUUUGAAUUUUUUUGUUUGGUUUUGCAUUAUAUUCUUGACAUCGUGCAAAACAGCAUUUGUCCCUUAUUUCCCUCUUUCAAUCUUAGGUUACAAUUUAUAUCUAAAAUCUGAAAUGUUUCAGAUUAAAAUUGUCAUCUUGUCUCUUCAGUCUGCUGAAUGAAUUGGAAUCUGGAAAUAAGUAUCCUUAAACUUCAUGUCAAUUUUAUUAUGCCAAAUAUGAUACUCAUAUUUAAUGAUUACUGUUGAUAUUUAAGUUUGAUAGACAACAUUUUUCACAUAAUUUUCAACAAUUGCUUUGAGUAUAAAGUUGGUUUGUAAGCUUGAGUUUGUGCAAUUUCAUGUAUUUUAAGACUGGUGUUAUUAUUUAUGGUCCAAAUAUAUCUUCAGACUUGGAAUGUGCGAUGGAGUGUAGUAGAUCAUUCACACUUUAUUAUAAAUUUUUGAUUAUUUAUAUGAUAUGUUAUUAAAGUCCCUAUUAUUCA
This is a messenger RNA of Penaeus vannamei (Pacific white shrimp), 1625 nucleotides long. The record is from RefSeq and is a predicted model, not a curated record. NCBI's taxonomy places the organism in Eukaryota, Metazoa, Arthropoda, Malacostraca, Decapoda, Penaeidae.